AUGAAGCAGUCGGAUAAGGAAAACCAGGCGAAUCCUGUUUCAGGGAUGGAGGGCUCGGACAGUGCUUCCGCUUCGGAUACAACAAAGGCCAAAUACCAACAGGUUCUGAAUCAAGCGUUUGCCCAAAUGGACAUUCAACAAAAGGAAUCGUGGGUCCAUGACACGGACAGUAGCUCAGACAUUGAUGAGGAGUAUGUGAAAGAGAACAAACGACAAACACUGAAAAUGUGGCUAAAUCGAUUGUUUCGAAUCAAAAUGACGGAUGGCCGGAUACUGAGUGGUUAUUUCGUUUGCACCGACGCAGAUGCCAACGUUGUGCUACAGGCGACGAGCGAAUUUACCGAGAUAGGAGGAGAAGAACGGAUCCUUGGACUGGUCAUGAUACCAGGCCGGUACAUAGUGUCGAUAGAAGAACGAAACCCAAGAUUCACGUGGUAA
Molecule: messenger RNA, 438 nt
Organism: Anopheles marshallii
Lineage: Eukaryota; Metazoa; Arthropoda; Insecta; Diptera; Culicidae
Gene: Sbat
Product: N-alpha-acetyltransferase 38, NatC auxiliary subunit
Exons: 4
Coding region: 1-438 (145 amino acids)
Cellular component (GO): NatC complex
Molecular function (GO): RNA binding
Source: RefSeq, a predicted model, not a curated record